AGACACACACACACCCUAAGAAAAGAAACAAAUUAAGCUGUGAUGGAGUCAUCGACGACAACAUCGUAUUCGGUUGUGUCAGAGCUAGAAGGAACACUACUCAAAAACCCAAAACCCUUCGCUUACUUCAUGCUCGUGGCGUUCGAAGCUUCAGGUCUAAUCCGCUUCGCGAUCUUGCUGCUUUUCUGGCCAAUCAUAGCACUCCUUGAUGUUUUGGGUUACAGAAACGGUAGCCUAAAGUUUAUGAUAUUUGUUGCAACUGCCGGCUUACACGAAUCAGAGAUUGAAUCAGUUGCUCGAGCCGUUCUUCCCAAAUUUUUCAUGGACGAUAUCAGCAUUGACGCUUGGAGACCGUUUGGUAUGUGCGAGAAGAGAGUCGUUGUGACAAGAAUGCCACGAGUUAUGGUGGAGAGAUUCGCUAAGGACCAUCUUAGAGCCGAUGAGGUCAUUGGUACGGAGAUUGUCGUAAACCGUUUUGGUUAUGCCACCGGUUUGAUUCAGGAUACCGAUGUGGAUCGAUCUGUUUUCAACAGUGUGGCUAACUUGUUCGCUGUCGGGAGACCUCAACUAGGUCUAGGAAGACCGCCUAUCUCAACCUCUCCAACUUUCCUAUCGCUAUGUGAGGAACAAGUUCAUGCACCAGUUCCAUCAAACUACAAUUGUCAUAACCAGGGGCUACAUGUGCAACCGUUACCAGUUAUCUUCCACGAUGGACGUCUGGUGAAGCUGCCGACACCAGCCACGGCACUUGUUAUCCUUCUUUGGAUCCCCUUCGGAAUAAUCCUGGCCAUGAUUCGGAUCUUUGUUGGGUUCUUGCUCCCGUUAUGGGCCAUACCUUACGUCUCACGUAUAUUCAACAUUCGAUUCAUCGUAAAAGGAAAGCCUCCGGCACCAGCAUCCGCCGGAAACCCAGGCGUACUAUUUGUAUGCACUCAUAGAACCCUAAUGGAUCCGGUCGUAUUAUCCUACGUGCUAGGGCGUAGCAUCCCUGCCGUUACCUAUUCGAUUUCUCGGUUAUCCGAGAUCUUAUCUCCUAUUCCGACCUUUAGGUUAACUCGAACUCGAGAAGUAGACGCUGAAAUGAUCAAGAAAGAGUUAUCUAAUGGAGACUUAGUGGUUUAUCCUGAGGGAACCACUUGUCGCGAGCCGUUUUUGCUGAGAUUUAGUGCGCUUUUUGCAGAAUUAACGGAUAAGAUCGUGCCCGUGGCAAUGAACUAUAGAGUUGGAUUCUUUCAUGCGACUACCGCUAGAGGCUGGAAAGGUUUGGACCCGAUCUUCUUUUUCAUGAACCCGAGACCGGUUUAUGAGGUGACGUUCUUGAACCAGCUCGAAGUGGAGGCCACAUGUUCGUCAGGGAAGAGCCCUUAUGAUGUUGCCAAUUAUGUACAGAGAAUCUUGGCCGCUACGUUAGGGUUUGAGUGCACUAACUUCACAAGGAAAGAUAAGUACAAGGUUCUCGCAGGGAACGACGGAACCGUGUCGUAUUUGUCCAUUCUCGACCAAGUCAAGAAGGUUGUCACCACUUUCAAGCCAUUUUUCCAUUAAAUUUCUGUUUUUUUUCAUUAUUAAUUAAGUAAUUAAUUUCUAAAUUCUGUGAUCACUGAUUACAUACAUGUUUUUGAAUUUUCAUUCUUUGGAUUUGUUUUGCUGGAA
This is a messenger RNA of Capsella rubella, 1653 nucleotides long. Its product is annotated as glycerol-3-phosphate acyltransferase 7. Lineage: Eukaryota; Viridiplantae; Streptophyta; Magnoliopsida; Brassicales; Brassicaceae. The transcript has 2 exons. Gene Ontology annotation, biological process: cutin biosynthetic process. Gene Ontology annotation, molecular function: glycerol-3-phosphate 2-O-acyltransferase activity; phosphatase activity. The record is from RefSeq and is a predicted model, not a curated record. The coding region runs from base 43 to 1545 and encodes 500 amino acids. Gene Ontology annotation, cellular component: membrane.